AUGUCUUCUAACAAACGACGUGUUAUUAAUAAAUUUGGAAUAAUAUCUUCUUCUUACUAUGAAAAACUCUUCAAAUGUAAUAGUCAAAAUUUAAAUAAAUCAAGGAGUGGCAAACCAACACCAUCAUUUUCAGUCACAAGAGAAUACAUCUUGAGAUUCAACCAUACACAGAACCUAAGAGAGAAGGAACAGUUAAAGGAACGAAUUACAAAAAAUAUUCUUAGAUGUAAGAGAAGAUUGGGUCUCAAAACCUUAGGCUCUGGGAAGCAUGUGAAUAUCCCUGAUGGGUGGAUUGAAGCAACAUAUCUGGCUCAAUGCAAGGGAGAUGUCCAAGAAGAAGCUUUAAAUAUGCUUUAUGAUUCCCUGGACCAUGCUUCCUUUGAUUACUAUCAGCUUCCUGCCUUAUUUUUUGUUGCGGAAUCAGUUUUAUAUAGACUCUGUUGUGAUGCGUUCCAAAAGGCAUACUUAUAUUCAGUUGAAAUGAAGCUGGCAAAGAUUGGCUAUUUGGUCUUCUUACGACUUUUUGUAUUUUUCCUGCAUGGUCACCUAGGAGAUUUUAAAGAACAUUUACUUAGGCUUCGACAAUAUUUAAACGUGCUUUAUUUAUCUGAAGACACAUAUUACAAGUAUCCAAACAUCUUUUCAAAUGUGGCAUUCAUCCUGAAAACCUCGGAAAUUAUGUAUGAAAGAGUACUACUUUCUGAAUCAACUUUUAGCCCUAGUGGAAACACAGAAGGAUAUGAGAAUGUGUAUUCUGGUAUGGAGGGAGGGUAUGAAGUUAACCACCUGCUCUGGCACUGUGUUGCUGCUUGGUCGUGCAUUCAGAAUAACAGUCCUAAGUUGAACAAUGUGCUUGAACAUCUCUACUUCCAUAAAACACAGCUUCAAAAUAAAUGCUGGUUGGAUUCAGCACUGGCUUUGUUGGUCCUUGGGGAGGCUGCCAAAUUAAACAUGGUCUGCCUGAAAGCUUUAAUGGAUCUAGUAAGAGAUUUUAUUUCAAGCAUUAUGUCUCCUCAGAAUCAGGAAGAAAGCUACAAGGUCAAUGAUUUUUCCUGGGCUUGGAAUAUAGUCUACAUAUAUAUAACAGUUCUUGCAGAAAUCUGCUUAUAUGCAGCCACUUCUGAUUUGAGAAAAACUGUUUUUAUCGGUUUUUGUGGCUGUAAAGGUUCACAAGAAAAUAUUUUACUCAAAGACACCAAAUCAGAAGACGAACCAAUAUUAAGGGAAGCGAGUGUUUUAGGCCUUUUGAAAUAUUUUUCUUCAAAAAUAUCAGAAAAUUGUAAUCAAGUGAUCUGGACCGGAUACUAUGGAUUAGUGUAUAACCUGGUGAGAAUGUCCUGGGAACUUCGAGGAGAUGAGGAGCAGGAUGGACUUAGAAACAUAAUAUGGCAAACAUUACAGAAGACAAAGCAUAGUGAGAAAGAUGAACGAAUUCAUACCGCAGUGAAGAUAGCUCAGGCUGAGUUAAACAACCCAACUGAUCCUUUCACUAGUUAUGGUACAAAAGUUCCACCAAAUGUAGGGGAUGAAACUUUUUCCAAGUAUAUAGGAUGGAGAAUUGCCAACACACUUUCCAAACUAUUCUUUCCCUCCAUUGAUGCCCGUGCCCUUCCUUUGAAGAAACCAUCAAUAAAACAAGUCCAAAUGAAAUAUCCAAAGAAAAAGGAGGCUCCCAUGAAGAAGAGAGUUCUCCGUUUCACUGUAAGGGAGCAUCCUUCUAAGUCAGAACUCUCCAUGUUUCCAUAUCCAGAUUUGUUCACCAGGGCAGAUGAACAAUUGGCAAGAGUUGUUGACCAUCACUGGCAGGAAGAGCUAAAGAUCCGAGAGAAGGAAGAUGCCAUAUGUGAAGCCGAAGAACGGAAAAAUAAAGAGUUAAAGGAGACAAAUCACUUCAGAGAAAUUAUGAAGAAAAGAGAAGAGAAACUUCACAAGCAAACCAAACCCUAUGAGCUUCCUCCAAGAACAGAAGUAAUUUCAUUAGAGAACAAAAUAAGACCCAAAGAAAUUGAGCCCCACAUGCCAGAAGUUCAUUGCAAGAAAGAUACUGAGAUAAUUCCACAUUAGGAAAACUUUCUUGUGAUUAAUUUAAAGACAUUUUUUAGAAAGGAAUUCUUAUCCUGGUGCAAGUACUUUAAUAGUCAUAUGUUAGUCCUCAAUUAUUAGUCGGUUCUUAGUCACAGUUGAGUGAUUUCACCAGUUAAAUUUUUCCCAGAAUAUGGCUGAUGUUUUCCUAACUGACUCUUAUCAUGUGAUCAUAGAGCAUACUUUAUCAGUGAUUCUCAGACCAUUGAUAUUCACUGGACACUUAGAUGGAAAUCAACUGCAAACUAUUAAUGAGUCUCAUAUGAGAAUUAUUUCUUGAAAACAAAAAGAAUGAACAUCAGCUGGUGCUCCUAUAAUAACUAUUAGUCAAAUAAAAGAAAUUAUGGCACUUGCUUUGAUUUGUGAUUUGUAAUCAAUCUAUGCCAAACCAAAACCUAUGUCAGAAGUUUGAAUUUGAUAAAUUACCAUCUAUAAACAAAUCUGGAAGAACCAGUCAUCUCAGAUUGGCUUUGCCUUAACGGAUGCCAUAGGAAACUCCUGAGUGACCGGGGUUUUACUAUGGUAGAUGAGCUCAAGAGAAUGGAUUUUGAUGGUUCCAGGUCCAGUAACAGUUAUUGGAGGGAUACAUCCAAUCUUGGAGUCAUUUUAAAAAUGGCACUCUACUUCAUCUGAAGCUCUCAAU
Molecule: messenger RNA, 2725 nt
Organism: Trichechus manatus latirostris (Florida manatee)
Lineage: Eukaryota; Metazoa; Chordata; Mammalia; Sirenia; Trichechidae
Gene: TMEM232
Product: transmembrane protein 232
Exons: 13
Coding region: 1-2064 (687 amino acids)
Source: RefSeq, a predicted model, not a curated record